AUGCAGGUCACAGAACUCUCUUCAUCCCAAAUCGAGGCGCUUCGUAGCCAACUGACCUCCGCGACUGUCCUUGUUCCGGGGUCUGAGGGUUACGACGCAAGUCUCAUCCGAUGGUCUGACACAGGCGCGAGACCCGCGGGUGUCGUCGUCCAGCCAAUUGAUCCUGCUGAUAUUGCUGCUGCGCUGUUAUGGGCGCAACGCGAACGAGUUGAUGUCGCCGUCAAGGGCGGCGGACAUUCCACUGCGGGGACCAGCUCGAGCGACGGGGGCUUGGUGAUUGAUCUGUCCCGCAUGAAGCACGUCACUGUGGACCCUGCGCAGAAGACCAUCACCGCGCAAGGAGGCGCAACGUGGAAGGAAGUCGACGAGGCGGGGGCUGUGCAUGGCCUGGCGACCGUGGGGGGAACGGUGAACCAUACCGGCGUCGGGGGUCUCACCUUGGGAGGAGGGUACGGUUGGUUGAGCGGGCUAUACGGACUCACAAUCGACAAUCUCCUCUCAGCACGGGUCGUCCUGGCCGAUGGACGCCUGGUGACGGCCUCUGCAACGGAGAACCCCGAUCUGUUCUGGGGGCUGCGAGGCGCGGGCUACAACUUCGGUGUCGUGGUGGACUUCACGUACCAGGCGUAUGACCAGCCAGACUUGGUAUUUUGCGGCGUGCUUGGCUUCACGGCAGGCCAGCUGGAGCGCGUUGUCGAACAGCUCAAUGCCACUUUGGCGACCCCGGAUCCCCGGUCAGGGGCGAUGUGCGUCCUGGCCCUGGCUCCCGAUGGAUCUGGCCCGAUGGUGGUGGUCAUCUGCUUCUACAAUGGCAGUCGUGAAGAGGGACUCCAGCGAUUUUCCCAUCUGCUGGACCUGGAGCCUGUCCUCAACACGCUGGACAUGACGCCAUACGCCGUGGUGAAUACCCUGCAAAACCCCCAAGCUACCUACGGGGCACGCAAAUCGUUCAAAGGAAUCUUUUAUGAGCCACCGAUUGAUCUGUCCUUUGUACGCACCGUCUUCACCGACUUUAUGGCAAAGAUACAGAACGAUGAAGACUUGGCUCAGUCCGCCAUGAUCCUCGAGUUCUUUGACAUGCGCAAGGUCUGCGAAGUCCCUCUGUCGGGGACCGCCAUGGCGAGCAGGAAUUUCACCCAGAAUGGGAUUAUCUAUCUUCGUUGGACUGAUCCGUCGAAGGAUCUGGAGCACCGAAGCUGGGCGCGGCAGAUGCAAUCAAAAUGGAAAGCUCAGCUGGAUGCACACGCCCAAACACUUCAUGCUAGUAGCCAUGUCCCCCAAUACAUCAAUUAUGCCGAGCCUGGCGACUCGGCGGUCCCGAAUAUCUACGGGGAGAACAUGUCGCGACUCCAGGAGGUGAAAGCCAAAUAUGACCCAGGAAACAUAUUCCACAAAAUGCACCCCGUGCCCUUGGCAAGGAAGGAAGUAGAUUAA
Molecule: messenger RNA, 1434 nt
Organism: Penicillium chermesinum
Lineage: Eukaryota; Fungi; Ascomycota; Eurotiomycetes; Eurotiales; Aspergillaceae
Product: FAD-binding oxidoreductase
Exons: 3
Coding region: 1-1434 (477 amino acids)
Molecular function (GO): oxidoreductase activity; FAD binding
Source: RefSeq, a predicted model, not a curated record